AUGGAUCAACUUCUGAAAUCUAUUAACGAGCUUGGUGAGCAACUAAAACAGAUUGACACAAAACUCUGCUCAAAAAUAGAUGCUCUCGAUAAUAAGGUGUCGGCGUACAAGCAAGAGCUCGAAGAAAUAAAGCAAACCCAAGAUGUUCAAGAAACGAGAUUGGACCAGCUGGAACGAGAUGUUAGAGUCCGAAAUCUUGUCUUCUUUGGUAUUGAAGAGACAGAAAGGUCCUAUUUUGACCUAGAAGACGUGGUCUUAAAAAUAAUAAAUGAGGACUUGAAGGUGGCAUGCUGCAAAAACGACGUACAACAUAUCAGGCGGCUGGGGAAAAAAGGCGAGAAACCUAGACCGAUAAUAAUUGGUUUCACGACUCUAGGAAAGAAAAUCAAAAUCCUUAAAAAUAAAUCAAAGCUUCAGGGAUCCACAUGUUACAUUAAGGAAGAUUUCCCUCCAAAAAUACUAAAAGAACGAAAGUCGCUGCAGGAAGACUUAAAGAAAGAGCUAGAUAAGGGUAACAGAGCUAUAAUUAAAUAUAAUAAGCUAGUUAUUAUACCAGAAAAAAAUACUCAGAAUAAUAUAGAGACACCUGCUGGAACAAAUAAUACCAAGAAACGAUCCCUAGAUACAUCACCAUCCUCCGCAAAUAAAAACCCAAACCGCCAGGUGCAAAAGAAAAACAAACCGAGUACAGAAAACAGAAAUAUAAAGCAAUACUUAACAUUCCAAAGGCCAGAGUCGCCAAAAACCGGAGGAGACACAGACAAUGACGACACGACAUAG
Messenger RNA from Cydia strobilella, 780 nucleotides. RefSeq lists its product as uncharacterized. The record is from RefSeq and is a predicted model, not a curated record. Lineage: Eukaryota; Metazoa; Arthropoda; Insecta; Lepidoptera; Tortricidae. The transcript has a single exon. Bases 1 to 780 code for a protein of 259 amino acids.